This is a messenger RNA of Ogataea parapolymorpha DL-1, 255 nucleotides long. RefSeq lists its product as uncharacterized. Gene Ontology annotation, molecular function: RNA endonuclease activity. The coding region runs from base 1 to 255 and encodes 84 amino acids. The record is from RefSeq and is a predicted model, not a curated record. Lineage: Eukaryota; Fungi; Ascomycota; Pichiomycetes; Pichiales; Pichiaceae. The transcript has 3 exons.
AUGAAACCGGUUGUGUCGUCUGGAAGCGCGUGGGCUUGCACACUGAUCUCCGCUUUUGGGAUAGUGAUAUUGUCUAUUAUCGGAGCGUUAUUCUACAACAACCAUGAGACCAUGAUGGGCUCGAUCAACGAUCCAGAAGACGGCAAGGCUGUGGCCAAGACGGUGUUUGGAGCAGUCGGUCUAUACGUCCUGUUCUUCCUCUUUUGCGGAUGCCAGCUCUGGGUGAUGAAAAGACAGCAAAGCAUACAGCUAUGA